UGCCUCUCUCUCUCCCUCCCUCCCUCUCUCUCUCCCUCAUUGUGAUCGUUUGCUCUCACAGUUCAACAGAGUUUGGUUUGGAUCGCAGCUGCUUUCCUGAUCAAGAUGUUGGAGCUUUUCUAUUCGCCAAAAUGAACACAGACUGCACCAAGCCUUCUGUUGCUCCAAAGACAAGAUUUGUUGGUCACACCAACCUGAAGCUGCCCUCCCCUCUCAUGUCUGCACUCAGGGGUCCCAAACCAACUAUCGCCCCAAAACCUAAACUCACACCAGAGCUUAAUGGCAACCAGGGCGGGUGCAGUGAAGGAAGUUUUCUAAAUUCCGAUGGUGAGGUUGAUGAAGAGCAAGAGACGCAGAAUGGUCCAAAAAAAGGGAUUAGAGCAGAGGAACACUUUAAGGUCUCCAUCCUAAAAUCACCGGGGAAAGAUUUACAGAAUGUGUCACAGGGGUUGGAGGAUGGAGAAAUGAAAGAAGAGGAAAAAGUAAGGGAAGAGGACAUGAUUCACAAGAUGGAUGAGGACAGGGGAUUAACCGACAGGGGUUUAACCGAAGAGGUGGACUCCCUGGAAACACUGUGGGUCAGUGCUGAACUCACAGCCGACUCGAAGGCGGCGGUGGAGAUGAUUGACACGGACUUGACGGAGGACAUGGAGGCUGAAGAGUGUGAUGCAGGUGAGGCGCUGGCUGACACAGAUGGCCUCUCAGUGGGAGAUAUUUCUGUUAAUAGCAUCGAUGAGGAGGCAGGCUGCUCUUCUGCUGAAACUCAAGACAUGGAGGAGAAGCAAGAAAAGCUCAGAAUCAAGGAGGAUGAAACAGGCGACAGUACAGCAGAUGAUUUAACGGAGUCUCUCACAGAUGGAUCUGCUAUCCCCAUCAAUGAAAACAUGAAGGACACCGAUACACAACUAGUUUUCCUAUCAGAUGGAGAGGAGAGGGAGGAGGAUUCUGUUUCAGAUUGUGGCAUCACUUGCAACCUCCUUAAGUCGAGAUGUGGUCGUAAGAUGAAGGAAAAGGGUGAAAACCUACAGAACAUUGGUUUUUAUGACUUAAUCCCUGAAGACCAGAGACAUUUCUGUGAUACCACUACGAAAUAUGUUGCCUUAGAGGACGAUCAGAUCCAUGAGCCUUAUUAUGUCUGUUCGAAUGACAUCAUUAACCGAGAGAUAAUGCCGAGAAAUAUUAGACUGCCAGUUAGUCCACAAACACCACAGAAACUUUCCUCUGUAAACAGAAGUGGAAUAUCUGAUGGGAAAUAUGAGGAAACAGGGGAAAAUGGACAGAUCGCGUGUAUGUCUUCUGAGGAUUAUGUGGAGAUUAGAAACGGUGAUGAACACAAGAAAAGGACAUGCCAGAAAAGACCGUCUUUCAAAACGGAGGAGCACAAAGCUCAUACAACACACGCCUUGUCAGAUCAUUUGGACUACCAGCCGAGGUUCAGGCUGGUAUCCAUCUCUGUGCCAACGGACACUGACGCCUCGCUGAACUCUUCCCUAUCAGAAAGCCAGCUGCUUUCCCCGAAUGAGUUGGACGUCCUCAGAGAUGAGGGGGACCUGGAGGGUCACAUCGUUCCGUUUCUUGACGACACCACUGAUACAGAGCAGGACAUCAUUGAUGAGCACGUUUAUGAGGAGCCGGGGCACAGUUCAGAGGGUGAAAAUGUUUUUCUAUGGGACAGGAAGGUCACAGGGAUGCAAUCUCGCUCACUGUCACACUGCAUUAAUAACAAUGGGAAUGAGAUGGGAGAACAGUUUGCUCAGAGCCCCUACACGAGUGGAUUCGGACAACCCGCUCUGAGCAGCAGCCCCAUGUUAAACUCAGUGCGGCACAAUAGCUGCACCAAACCCCACUAUCUAUCCUUGUACCCCCGCUCCCUCUCCAUGGAGGCACAAGACAUGCCUCUGUGUGUUUACAGAGACAUGGAAGACUCGCAGAGACAGAGAGGUGCCCUUUGUUCAUCGGGAAGCUUCUCCAGGUGCUCACCCCUGUCAUCCAGCGGCUUGUCCACACCAACAUCUGUGGUGGAUAUUCCUCCUCCUUUUGAGCUGGCCUACAUCACCAAGAGGCCCAUCACGAAGAGCUCCCCCUCGCUUCUCAUUGACGGAGACUCGUCUGAGAAAAACAGGAAAAAGAAAUCCUCCAUUAAGCGCUUCCUGAUGCUCAAGUUUAGACGGAAAACGGAGAACAAGUCUUCGGUGGAUGUCAGCCCGUGUUCCUUUAAGACCUCAGCAGAGUCCAGCCACCACACGCCCAGCAGGCUGCUGGAUUUAGAUAGACGUAGCUUAAGUAGCUCUCCACAGCUAAACUCACGCUCUGCUAGUAAACCUACAGGUUCAUCUGAGCCGGCCUCCACCUUCUUGUUCUACAAGGACAGCAAAAGGAAAGGGAGCGCUGUUGCAUUCCUCAAUCGCAGCGUUGUCCGCGUGGAGUCCUUUGAGGACCGCUCCCGUGUGCCUUUCAUACCUCUUCCCCUGACCAAGCCACGCUCCAUCUCCUUCCCCAACACCGAUACCUCAGACUACGAGAAUGUUCCUGCCAUCAGCUCCGACUAUGAGAAUGUCCAGGUCCCACAGCAGAGGCCUAUUCCACACGGACCGUUCACAGGUUUCUUUGACCGUCCAGCAUCCAGUCGAGUGCUGUCGUCUGCCAAUGACACGGACGGUUAUGUGGACAUGAGCAGCCUCCCUGGCUUCAAGAGCAGAACUCAGUCACCUGAAGAGGAAACAGAAAGUGCCUACACAGAAGCCUACAAUGUGUGUUCUGUGGCUGUCAGUCCGCUGACCGGUUCAGUGGCUGAUGUCAGGGGAGAGACGGCAGGUGAGGAAGACCAGGGCCGCACCUCCGAUGAGGAAGAUGGAGGCGCAGACAGCAAUUAUAAUAGACAGGCGGAUGGCCGAUCCAGAGCCUUUUACAUUGCGAAAGAACUGGUGGAUACAGAGAGAUUGCAUGUGAAAGCGCUCAAGCUUCUUCAGGAAGACUUCCGGGAAGCGGUGGGUUCAGCUGUUGGGGAUGAGGGUGAACCUGUGGUGGAGGAAGAGAGACUUCGGGAGAUUCUCAACGAGCUGCCUGACGUUUACACCCUGCACCGCAGAAUCCUCACCGAGCUGGAGAAUCGACUCCGACAAUGGGAGGAGAGCCAGAGGAUCGCCGACAUCUUCCUGUCCAGAAAAGCAGAGUUCUUGGUUUUUACCACUUACAUCGGCCACUACGACAGAAGUAUGAGCCUGUUGGAGGACAGCUGCCGAACUUCACCUUGCUUUGCAGCAAUUGUUCACCAGUUUGAGCAGCAGAGUCCAAUCGGGGAAAAGGUUUCUCUCAAACAUCAGCUCCUGCAGGUCAUCGUGCGUGUUGCUCAGUAUCGCAUGCUCCUGACUGAUUACCUGAACAACCUCUCCCCUGACUCCAAGGAGUAUGAAGACACCCAAGCUGCUGUGGCGAUAGUGUCCGACAUUGAAGAUCAAGUAAAUGACAGCUUAAAACAUGGGGAGAACUUGUUGCGUCUGGUCAACAUAGAGUACAGUGUUCAUGGCCAGCGAGACCUGCUGCAGCCUGGCAGGGUUUUUGUGAAGGAGGGCACCCUGAUGAAGGUCGGCAGGAAGAGUCAACAGCCCAGGCACCUGUUUUUGAUGAACGACGUUUUGCUCUACACCUACCCUCAGCAGGACGGGAAAUACAGACUGAAGAACACUCUGCCACUUGCUGGGUUGAAGGUCAGUAAACCCAUCAUGGAAAAUGUCCAAAAUGCACUGACGAUGGAAGGAACAGACAUCUCCAUCACUCUGUCUGCAAGUUCCUUCAUUGAAAGAGAGGACUGGUUUUACACUCUCAGCCGCGCUGUCACUGAACACACCAGGGGAUCCGCAGCAUUCAACAGCUGCUCAGGAGACGCCAGAGAUCGUCUGAAUCUGUCUCUCGGAGAGAAAGCUCCCACACUCGUUCCAGUCUCACAAGUGAUGAUGUGCAUGAACUGCACCGCAGAUUUCAGCCUCACUCUUCGUAGACACCACUGUCACGGCUGCGGGAGAAUUGUUUGUCGAAGCUGCUCCAGGAACAGAUAUCCACUGAAAUACAUGAAAGACCGCAUGGCCAAAGUGUGUGAUCACUGUUUCAACGAGCUAAAGAAGAGAGGGGGAGAUGUGUCUGCUCUGACGGCUAAAAGCAGCCCCCGUCCAAACCGCUCCAGUCGUCCCCUCUCUGCCGUGUUCCAAAACAUUCAUCCUCCCAACAUUUGGAGACAUCGGAAAGGCACCGCCUCCUUCAACCAGGUGACAGUGUCAGAGGAAGGCUCCAUUAGUGGCAGUCUGGAGCGCAGCAAGAAGAGCAAGAGGAACUGGAAGAGACUGUGGUUCCUCCUAAAAGACAAGGUGCUUUACACCUACCGAGCUCAAGAGGAGAAAGCAGCUUCGGAGAGUUUGCCUCUGUUGGGUUUUACAGUGAAGCUGCCCGACAGACAGGAGAGAGAGGAGGAGGCCAACGUCUUCCAGCUUUACCACAAAAACACUUUGUAUUACACCUUUAAGGCUGAGGACAACCACACAGCCCAGAGGUGGGCCAAUGCCAUGGAAGAAGCCACAGUUUUAUAGGAUCAGCUACUGUGGCGAGCUGCUGAAAACAGAAGUCUGCUGCAUUUCUUCUGCUACAACUCCUCUCACCAAAAAGCAGACUGUGAAACCAAAAGGCCAGUAUAGGGAAUGAAAAAAACAAAACCGUUUCAUUACGUCUGGAAGUUGUAACUUUCCUGGCUGGACGGAAGAAAUGAAGACAUUGUGUUCUUUGACAGGGAACACAUUCACCUACUUUGCCACCUGCUGUUACAGCAGGUGUGAUGCUGAAAGCCACGAGAGGCGAUGGCCCAGAUACCUGCCAGAGCGGAACAUUACAUUCAUGUGACCUGUAUUUCGCCCAGUAUGACCGAUCCGCAACAUUCUGUCCAACCAACGGGAAGAGUGUGGAUUUUAUGGAAAAGAAAUAAUAAACAUUCUAUGAUUUCACCUUUUUUUAACAUAUCCAAUAUUUCAGGACAACAUAAACAAAGCUUUUCAACAACAUAUGCAGUCAUUCUACUGUUGUUUUGAGGGAAGUGGAAAAAACAACGUCAACCUCAGUCAGGAAUGCCUGAAUCUGGAACGGCCUGAUUUUCAGUUUUAAAGAUGUAUAAGUUAUGCCUUUGUUUCGACAUGUGUUCUUCCACUGGAUUGAAGGCACCUCUAUGACUAAUACUUAGAAGCACCGGCUGAAUCAAAGCGUGAUUUUAUACGUAUAGAAGUAUCUGUAGCUCUGCCAUGUACUGUAGUGUUGGAGACCGUCCUGCCAGUGAAUAGUUUAUAUGCUCUUUUGCACUGAUAUAAAGAGGAAUGAAGCUGAAAACAGGAUAUGAGUGUACCUUCAUCAUAGAGGCCAAAAGCUUCAGCCACUGUACUUACAUGUAUGUACUUAACUAAUUUACUUAACUUCUGUUGGGAAAAAGUGGCUACGUAUAUAUCUUUAUGAUGUCUUUAUUGAUCUAAAUAGCUAUAACAAGUAUAAUGUAAAUUCAUAUUUGUAUAAAGACUCAUCGGGUUAUGCAAAGAUUUAUUGCCCUGAUCACUGAUUUUGCUGAUCUACGUUAUCAGUGUCUUGGACUUUGUACUGAGGAUUUAUUACGUUUAUUUCUAACACUAUUAUUUUCAAAUCAAGUAAAGGAAGCUGUAAUGAUGGAA
Scophthalmus maximus (turbot) is the source of this 5696-nucleotide messenger RNA. RefSeq names its product FYVE, RhoGEF and PH domain-containing protein 5. The transcript is spliced from 21 exons. Gene Ontology annotation, cellular component: cytoplasm. Lineage: Eukaryota; Metazoa; Chordata; Actinopteri; Pleuronectiformes; Scophthalmidae. Bases 132 to 4580 code for a protein of 1482 amino acids. The record is from RefSeq and is a predicted model, not a curated record. Gene Ontology annotation, molecular function: guanyl-nucleotide exchange factor activity; metal ion binding.